Alosa sapidissima (American shad) is the source of this 3081-nucleotide messenger RNA. RefSeq names its product ERC protein 2. The record is from RefSeq and is a predicted model, not a curated record. NCBI's taxonomy places the organism in Eukaryota, Metazoa, Chordata, Actinopteri, Clupeiformes, Clupeidae. The coding region runs from base 314 to 1525 and encodes 403 amino acids. The transcript has 13 exons.
CGUAUUGACAUAGCUCCUGGAUUUAAAAAAUGGUGCGGUAUUUUUCUAUCAAGCUGGCUAUCUGUCAGAAGUGAUGUGAUCUUCGGACUGUUUUGAAUGCUGCUCUGGGCGAUAGAAGGAGACAUCGGAGAUUUUCGGUAAACUGUCUUACGCUUUUUGCUGUUUGUAAAAUGUACAUUUCAGCUUCAACUCGUUUACUAGCUGGCUAGGCUAACCCACUUAAAGAAAUUCCAUUAAUUGGAUUUGGGCUCUUGCUGACCAAAACAGCCUGCUUGGUUGAUGACCUUUCUACUUCAACAUAGUAUCCACCAAAAUGAGCUGGGACAAUCAACUGAGUUCUAUACUUUCUGCAGCAGAUGGCAGUGUUGCGAAAAUGCGGGAGCGUCUUGGCACGCAUGGAAAGUACUCUAAAGGAAGGGAAGACCUGUACCCAGUGAGGGAGCUGUCGCGUGGGCCAGAUUUGGAUCCAUCUCCCCUUCCCCUUCCUCCGCUGUCCCAGCCCUCCGCUGCUCUCAGCCCUGCUGUUCAGUGGAACGACCUGGCAGGUCUCCAGGCUCAGCUACAGAGCCAAAGUCAGAUGAUUGAGUCACUUUCACAAAACUUGCGAUCCAUGGAGAGAGACAGACUUGCGCAGCAGCGGCAAAUGCAGACAUUGCAAGAGGAGGUACGUCGCCUGCGGGAAAAGACAGAUGAGCGGGAGAGGGAGAGGGGGGCGGAGAGGAGGGGAGCGAGCCCGGGUGUGGAGAGCAGGAUGGAGGAGUGGAAGAGGGAGGUAACCCGUGAGCUGAGCAGCCUGCGGGGUCACGUCAAUAGAACCACAUCGCUAGGCAACCUGGAGGAGAGUUUCAGCUCCAAACUACGCAGGGAAGAGGUGGACCAGCUAAGGAGAGAGGUUGACCAGCUCAAGACCAAACUGAUGAGACAGGAGGAGGAUGUGUUCCAGCAACAGUCUGAGGCUAGAGAAACACGGAGACAGUAUGAACGCAGCUGCAAGACACUGGAGAGUCUUACAGACAGUUACCGCACACAUAGCUUUGACCUGGCCAGGACCAUCUCCCAGUACCAGAACACCCAACAGGAAGUCCGGGACAUCAGGGUGACUGUAUCGGAGCUGAAAGAUGAGGUGAGAGGACUGAUUCUACGGGACAGGCUACCCACACCUGCAGCAGCACCUCAGAGGCCAGCGCUUGCCUCAGCGGUAGCCAUGGAAACCAUCCCCCGGAAGCAGCCUACGGGAGCGGCGGCAGUGGCAGCAGUGUCUGCGUUGGUGGCAGGCCUGGACUCUGACAGCGACUUCAGUCCCACCCCCAGUCUGGGGGAUGUGAGCUCGGACGACCUGGACUUCUCUUGGCCCUCCAAGCGUGAGCCAGUUCAACGAAGAAUUAAGCGUCGGGGAAAUCCGACCAUUCGGUCACCUGGAAGUGACCUCAGUGACGAAGAAAGUGGACUAGAUGAUGAUGACUAUGGUGGUGUGCUUGGACAACUGUCAGACAGUCCACCUGAACUUAGUCUCAGCGACCUCUGACCUCAAAGCAAGAAGGGACUUUUUAAUGGAGCGAUGUGGACAACAACACCUCGUGUCCUAUUAAGAGAGUAUUUCCAGAGGUGAAAUCUAGACGAAGUUGUAUUUCUAGAGCUCUCUGUAUUUAAGUACAUACAGUAUUUAAGUACACGGUUAAAUUAAACUGUCAUAGGAUGCAUUUUGUGAAUGCUCCACACUAUGAUAUCUGGAGGUGCUACAAAAAAAAAACACAAGGCUUUCUUUUUCUUAUACUGUAGCCUUAACAGCUGCACCACCUUCAAGUGGUGAAUGUAUGUUAAUAACUUAACACUACACAUUUUAACCUAAUUAACCAUCUUGAUUUUAGAACCGAGUAUCUGUGGAUAUUCGUAUCAAGAUUUUGUUGUAAAUGGUGGGAGGCCAACUUGCCAUCGCGUUUCUGCGGUCACAAGACUUAAUUGUGUGGUGCUAUUAUCUUUGUGGGAUAAGAGGUGGACACAAAUGACUGAGCUAUUUGGAGAUGUCCUUGCGUUCAGCUUUAACCUGCAGUGCACUUCUCUGCCCAUUUAAACAACUUUUCCUAUUCACAGCUAAAGGGAAGUGUUUAGCAGAGUGAAAGAGUGCAUGAAAAAGGAUUAUUGUUUUCAAAAUGACUGGCUGCAGGUUGGCCCAUUUGCAUGCUGACCCAGUGUUGAACACAAAGUCAAAUCAUCAUCCUCGGGCAGACUGUAAAAAGUGUGUGUGUGUGUGUGUGUGUGUGUGUGUACGUGUACACUUGUAAGGGGGGUGGCAAGCACCCCAAAAUGGAGCCAUGCCAUCCUGACAAAGACCUCAUUAACCCCCGCCCCCACCACCACCACCACCACCACCCUAAAUCCCUUGUCCUUCCACACCCUGUCCUGUAAACGCAUUAAGUUCAGGGCUCCGUGUUGGCUUACAUCAGUGACAUUCCCAAAAGCUGUUUAAUAUUUCAGGAGCAGUCCGGCUCCUCUCCCUCUCUCUGCAUCCUGCCUAAUUAAUGCAGCAGGGACCAGGGCCGUGUCCUGUAGCCAGACACCCCCCGUGGAGGGACGAGCCGGAGUGGACCCCAUCUCCACUGCUUCUCCCCCAGCAGGAGACCGAGCGGGAGGGGUGGACCCCGCCACACAGAUGUGCUCGCUCAGCACAAAGACACUACUUCAGCUUCAUGUUUCACCAUAACUCAUGCUGCUAGGCUGAGGAGUAUUGUUUUUUGAUACUAAAUUAACUAACACCAGAUGGAUGACUGCUGAUUUCUGUUAUGUGCUUGAGGAAGACUGUGUUACAUGACAGUGUUGUUGAUGGAAGUAUGGAAUAUUGUAAUUGUUUAAUUAUUGGAGGUUAUGUUUUCUAUAGAAGAGCAGUGGUAUUGCUUUAAGCCAGACUAACAUUAACUUCAGUGGCUGAUACCAAGCGCUUCACAAUGUAAUUGUUUUUUGUUGUUUUUUUUAAUAAUAAAAAAAAAAGUCACAUAACAAAGACAAUCCUGUAUUCUACAGCAAAAACUUAAAAUACAGAACACAAUUUGGCACUUUUUUUUUUCUGGAGCUGCAAUAUACAAA